Molecule: messenger RNA, 237 nt
Organism: Hyaena hyaena (striped hyena)
Lineage: Eukaryota; Metazoa; Chordata; Mammalia; Carnivora; Hyaenidae
Product: 40S ribosomal protein S29-like
Exons: 1
Coding region: 1-237 (78 amino acids)
Cellular component (GO): cytosolic small ribosomal subunit
Molecular function (GO): zinc ion binding; structural constituent of ribosome
Source: RefSeq, a predicted model, not a curated record
AUGGGUCACCAGCAGCUCUACUGGGGCCAUCCAAGGAAAUGUGGCCCGGGCUGUCAUUCCUGCCACAUCUGCUCAAACUGGCAAGGUCUGAUGUGGAAACAUUGCCUCACUGUGUGCUGCCAGUGUUUCCUUUGGUAUGGGAAGAAUAUGGGCUUCAUUAAAUUGGAUUAUGUGAGCCAUCUUGAAUGGGUCCUCCAAGAUACCUACUAUAAUGCCUACUCAUCAUACAUAAAAUAA